Molecule: messenger RNA, 1065 nt
Organism: Carica papaya (papaya)
Lineage: Eukaryota; Viridiplantae; Streptophyta; Magnoliopsida; Brassicales; Caricaceae
Product: NAC domain-containing protein 90-like
Biological process (GO): regulation of DNA-templated transcription
Molecular function (GO): DNA binding
Source: RefSeq, a predicted model, not a curated record
CAUCUUGUCUAUAUUAAAUGAUGCUACGGCAGAAAAUAUAUCCAUAUUUAUAUCAUAUAUAGAGAAUAAUUUAAACAUAUAUAUUUUUUAACUUGCUGGAGAUCAGGGAAAAAUGGAGGAUUGGCCUCCUGGGUUUCGAUUCUAUCCGACUGAAGAAGAGUUGGUAUCUUUCUAUCUGCGUAACAAGAUAGAGGGAAGAAGAGGAGAUCUGAACCGCUUGAUUGAUCAGGUUAUACCUGUUGUCGAUAUAUAUGCUUACAAACCUUCGGAGCUUCCACGAUUUUCAGGAAAUCUGUGUCGCAAAGAUUCAGAGUGGUUUUUCUUUGUUCCAAUGCAAGAGAGUGAAGCUCGAGGAGGCAGACCUCGACGGCUGACGAGCACCGGAUACUGGAAAGCCACCGGCACUCCUGGAUUUGUUUACUCGUCCUCGACCGGCCGAUUAAUCGGCGGCAAACGGACGAUGGUCUUCUACAAUGGAAAAGCUCCAAGAGGAAGAAAAACCGAGUGGAAGAUGAACGAAUACAAAUUAGCUGUUGAAGCAGCAGAUCAUCAUCAUCAACCAGGUUCCGCCUCUCAGCCAACUGCUUCUACCUCCACUGGAUUACCUCGAAUGACGCUAAUGCAAGAAUUCAGCCUCUGCCGGGUGUACAAGAAAUCAAAAUGCUUGCGAUCAUUUGAUAGACGCCCAACUUCGGCAUUGAUCAUACAGAGGCCAAUGCCUGAUCAACAAACAGAUUCCUUCAAUCUCAGUUACGGUCAAAUGGCUUCAUCGGCUUCUAAUCAAAACCCUAAUCAAAGUGCAGAAACUAGUGAUAGUCAAGUGAUGGGCAUUGAUGAUUUGGAUUGGGAACAAUUGGCUAAUUUGGAAUUAACCGAUUGGCCUUUCAUCUAAUUGCAGUUCUUGAUUCAAGAUUAAGCAAGAAUGACUUAGCUCAGGAGCAGAUUUAUGCUGCAUCUAAUUAUAAUACUGAAAUAAUGGUUAGUUUAUGUAAUAUACUGAGCUCGGUAUCUAUGCUUGGAAUGACUAAAUUUAUAUUAAUGAUAAUUUUAAAAAUUUUUUAAUUU